CAGCGGCGGGGGCAGCGGCAGCCCCGGAGCCGCGGCAAGGACUCGGCGGGCUGACGCGCAGCGGCGGCGGCGGCAGCGACACCGAGUGCGUAGGGCGCGGCGGCCGGAGCCGGGGGCCCGCCAUGGGCCGCCCCGAGCGGGGCGCGCUCCGGCCGCUGGCGCUGCUGCUGCUGCUGCUGCUGCUCCGACCCCAGCAUCUUGCGGCGGCAGCGGAUCCACUGCACGGUAGCCAAGGGCUGGUCAAGGAAUGCGAAGAGAACCAGUUCCGGUGCCAGAACGGGCGCUGCAUCCCCUCUGUGUGGAGAUGCGAUGAGGACGAUGACUGCUUGGACAACAGCGACGAGAACGACUGCCCCAAGAAGACCUGCACGGACAGCGACUUCACCUGUGACAACGGCCACUGCAUCCCCGAGCGGUGGAAGUGUGAUGGCGAGGAGGAGUGUUCCGACGGCUCCGACGAGUUCGAGGCCACUUGCACAAAACAGGUGUGUCCUGCAGAGAAGCUGAGCUGUGGACCCACCAGCCACAAGUGUGUGCCCGCCUCGUGGCGCUGUGACGGGGAGAAGGACUGCGAGAGCGGAGCGGACGAGGCUGGCUGUGCCACCUUGUGCGCCCCUCACGAGUUCCAGUGCAGCAACCGCUCGUGCCUGGCCGCUGUGUUCGUGUGCGAUGGCGACGACGACUGUGGCGACGGCAGCGACGAGCGCGGCUGCUCCGGGCCGGCCUGCGGGCCCCGCGAGUUCCGCUGCGGCGGCGAGGGUGGCGCCUGCAUCCCCGAACGCUGGGUCUGCGACCGCCAGUUCGACUGCGAGGACCGCUCGGACGAGGCGGCCGAGCUCUGCGGCCGCGCCGGUCCCGGGGCCACGUCCACGCCCGCCGCCUGCGCUGCCGCCCAGUUCCCCUGCCGCAGCGGCGAGUGUGUGCACCUGGGCUGGCGCUGCGACGGCGACCACGACUGCAAGGACAAGUCGGAUGAGGCCGACUGCCCACUGGGGACCUGUCGUGGGGAUGAAUUCCGGUGUGGGGAUGGGACCUGUGUCCCUUCAAUCAAGCGCUGCAACGAGGAACAGGACUGUCCGGAUGGGAGUGAUGAAGCUGGCUGCCUAAAGGAACCGACAUGUGAGGGCCCCCGCAGAUUUCAGUGUAAGAGUGGAGAGUGCGUGGACGGCGGGAAAGUGUGUGAUUCUCAGAGGGACUGCCGGGACUGGUCGGAUGAGCCUCUGAAAGAGUGUGUUAUGCCAACAUCCCGGGGAAACAGGAGGAGGCCCAGGGGGUUGAAUGAGUGUCUGCACAACAAUGGCGGCUGCUCCCACAUCUGCACUGACCUCAAGAUCGGCUUUGAGUGCACCUGCCCCGCGGGCUACCGGCUCCUGGACCAGAAGACCUGUGGCGACGUUGACGAGUGCGAGGACCCCGAUGCCUGCAGCCAAAUCUGUGUCAAUUACAAGGGCUACUUUAAGUGCGAGUGCCACCCUGGCUACGAGAUGGACACACUGACCAAGAACUGCAAGGCUGUCGCUGGCAGAAGCCCGUCCCUGAUCUUCACCAACCGGCAUGAAGUGCGGAGGAUAGACCUGGUGAAGCGGGACUACUCGCGCCUCAUCCCCAUGCUCAAGAAUGUCGUGGCGCUGGACGUCGAAGUUGCCACCAAUCGCAUCUACUGGUGUGACCUCUCUUACCGCAAGAUCUACAGCGCCUACAUGGACAAGGCCAGCGACCCGGCGGAGCAGGAGGUCCUCAUCGACGAGCAGCUGCACUCUCCGGAGGGCCUGGCGGUGGACUGGGUCCACCAGCACAUCUACUGGACGGACUCGGGCAACAAGACCAUCUCCGUGGCCACCGUCGAUGGCAGCCGCCGCUGCACUCUUUUCAGCCAUGACCUCAGUGAACCCCGGGCCAUCGCCGUUGACCCCCUGCGAGGGUUCAUGUACUGGUCUGACUGGGGGUACCAGGCCAAGAUCGAGAAGUCUGGGCUCAAUGGUGUGGACCGGCAGACACUGGUGUCAGACAGUAUCGAGUGGCCCAAUGGAAUCACCCUGGACUUGCUGAACCAGCGUUUGUACUGGGUGGACUCCAAACUGCACCAGCUGUCCAGCAUCGACUUCAGCGGAGGCAACAGGAAGAUGCUGAUUUCCUCCCCGGACUUUCUGAGCCACCCUUUUGGGAUAGCUGUGUUUGAGGACAAGGUGUUCUGGACGGACCUGGAGAACGAGGCCAUUUUCAGUGCAAAUCGGCUCAAUGGCCUGGAAAUCUCCAUCCUAGCUGAGAACCUCAAUAACCCACAUGACAUUGUCGUCUUCCAUGAGCUGAAGCAGCCGAGAGCUGCCGACGCCUGCGAGCUGACCGCCCAGCCCAAUGGAGGCUGCGAGUACCUGUGCCUUCCUGCUCCUCAGAUCUCCGGGCACUCUCCCAAGUACACGUGUGCCUGUCCUGACACCAUGUGGCUGGGCCCGGACAUGAAGAGGUGCUACCAAGCACCUCAAUCUACCUCAACCACGACGUUAGCCUCUACCAUGACGAGGACAGUGUCCGACUCCGCAAGAGCCCCGGGGACCCCCGCCCACAGCCCCACGGACCAGAACCACAGCACCGAGAAACCAAGCCUGGCAGCUGCCGUCCCAAGCUCUGUUAACGCCCCCAGGGCUUCCAGCAUUGGCCCCUCCACCCCAAGCCCUGCAACCAGCAACCACUCCCAGCACUAUGGGAACGAAGGCGGCAAGAUGGGCUCAACAGUCACCGCCGCCGUCGUCGGGGUCCUUGUGCCCAUGGCGGUGAUAGCCCUCCUGUGCAUGAGUGGCUACCUGAUCUGGAGAAACUGGAAGCGGAAGAACACCAAAAGCAUGAACUUUGACAACCCAGUGUACAGGAAAACGACAGAAGAAGAGGAUGAAGAUGAGCUCCACAUAGGGAGGACUACUCAGAUUGGCCAUGUCUAUCCUGCAGCAAUCAGCAGCUUUGAUCGCCCACUGUGGGCAGAGCCCUGUCUUGGGGAGACCAGAGAACUGGAAGACCCAGCCCCUGCCCUCAAGGAGCUUUUUGUCUUGCCGGGAGAACCAAGGUCACAGCUGCACCAACUCCCGAAGAACCCUCUUUCCGAACGGCCUGUCGUCAAGUGCAAGCGAGUGGCGCUGAGCCUGGAAGACGACGGACUGCCCUGAGGACAGGACCGCUCCCCGCGUGCCUCCCAGGAUUCAGUUCCAUGCACUACGCUCUCCGGAUGUUGUGUGCCUGAGUGGACGGGUGUAUGGGUCUGUGUGUGCGCGUGUGUGCGUGUGAGAUUUAUUUUCUAAUUUAUGUUGCAGAAAGGUAACCACAAAGUUAUGAUGAACUGCAAACAUCCAAAGGAUGUGAGAGUUUUUAUAUGUAUAAUGUUUUAUACACUUUUUACCUGGUUGCACUACCCAUGAGGAACUCAUGGAACGGCUACUGCUGAGUGACUAACGUGACAUACAGAACCAAACGGGGCCGACGGGACAGCAGCUCACUCAUCAUUUAAAAACUAUGUCUACAGAGAGAGUAUUUGAUUUGGGGGAUUUUUUAGGUUUUGGAGUUUUGGGGGGUUUUUUGUACAUAAAAAUGAUUAUGCUUUGUGGCUAUCCAUCAACAUAAAAAAAAAAAAACACUUCAACUCCCUCCCCAAUUUAGAUUAUUUAUUAACCAACUUCAAAAAUAAGAUUAGUUCUAUAAAUGAGUUAGAGAAGUGAGAGUAUUUAUUUUGGGUGUGACUGGCCCACCACACAGACUGUGUGUGUCUGUGUUGUGUGUAUGUGUGUGUGUGUGUGCAAGAGAAGAAUCUAGAGCAGCGGCACACCUGUGGCUGUGGUUCACGUACAGAUAGAUAGAUAUAUGUUAAAGAGGGUAUCUGUAGAGUUCAGAGAAGCCUUCGGAAAUUUGACUCAGAAGACAGAUACCAAGGAGCGUGCAAACAUGUAGUGGAAGUGGCAGAAUCUUUCCACCUCGUGCUAUUCUUGGGAUCCCAGUCAGUCAGGAAAAGCCCUUCAGCUCACCCGUGGCUCUGUGACUCCUACCUGCGCUCUCUCCUGUGUGGGCAAGGCCAGCGUGCAGACUUUACACAGCAAGGUUCUCGUGAGUUCAGGUGAGAACAUGCCUGAACCUCGGCUACUCCUUGUUUGAAAGUUCAGCAUUUCAAGUUAAGUUCAUUUUCCUUCAGGACACUUGGGUUGAAUUCAUUAAGUUUCCGCUGAAGCACCCAGAGGGCACUUUCCCUGCUUACAGGGAACUAACUGGAGAUGUUUCCAGAUCAGCCCAAGUUUGCUCUAGGAAGUGGCUGAGGCACAGAGCCUCUGAGAGAGGCUACGGAUGAGGACAGAGAUGGCGGGAUGGGCUUUGGUACAUCUCCACCUCUCCCUUCCUCUCACUCCCCACCGUCUCCCUCAGAUGGGGAGGUGAAGCACGUAGGUUAGUUGCCAUGGUGUGUUCAUGUGGAAGAAACUAAUUUGGGGCUCCAGUCAGGAAAGUGGACAAGCCUAGCAUCCUGUUUGAGGGGACAUGGCAAAUGCAAUACUACAGUACACUGGAUUCCACUGUGUUCACGCAGGGAUUGGCUUUACUGCUUUGUAAAUAAAAGGAAAAACUCUAGGCA
Phyllostomus hastatus (greater spear-nosed bat) is the source of this 4603-nucleotide messenger RNA. It is a transcript of the gene LRP8, whose product is annotated as LDL receptor related protein 8. The transcript is spliced from 21 exons. Lineage: Eukaryota; Metazoa; Chordata; Mammalia; Chiroptera; Phyllostomidae. Gene Ontology annotation, molecular function: calcium ion binding; protein binding. The record is from RefSeq and is a predicted model, not a curated record. The coding region runs from base 123 to 3158 and encodes 1011 amino acids.